AUUUGAAACCUGCGGGAGGGAGGGAGAGAGGAGGAGGAGGAGGAGAAGGAGGAAGGGGAGGAAGAAGAGGAGGCUGCUGCGGAGGCUGGCGACGCGGGGCGCAGGAACUGAGCCAGCUGCCGGUGGGCAUCGUGCGGGCAUCCACGGUGACCAUGACUACUGAAGUCGGUUCCGAGUCCGAAGUGAACAAGCAGGCUGAGCAAAUAGGAUCAGACGCCGCCCGGGAGAAACCUGAUGAAGAAGCAUCAGAAAGUCAACAGAAUCCAUCCUCGGAACCUGGGGAGGAGAAAAGUCCAACGUCUCCCACUGCAGCUGUUAGCAAAAGUAGCCCCCGGAGUCAGAAGAAGGAGAAGGAUCCCUCAGAGAGUCGGGGGAUCUCUCGCUUCAUACCCCCAUGGCUUAAGAAACAGAAGUCGUAUAACCUGGUAGAGGCCAAAGAUGGAGUUGAAAGGAAAGAGCCCACCGAGGCUGUCGUGGAAGAGCCCGUAGUUGAAAAAGAUGGAUCUCUUGCAGAAGAAGGGAGCGUGGCCAGGGGUGAUGGGGAAGAAAUGCUUGAAAGAAAACGGCAGGACGUCAGAGUCGAUGAUAAGGAUGAGAAGCAUUCAGUCAGCAGUGCUGAGACACAGCCUGCUAAAGAAGAUAGUAAAGAGAUAGAAGUGGCAAAGGUGGAAGGAAUCCGGGAAGACAGACAAGAAGGGGAAGCAGCUAAAAGGGAGACUAAGGAAGUUCAGACUACUGAGCUCAAGGCAGAGAAGGCAGCCCAGAAGGCUUCGAAGAAGAUCAAAACGGUGCCGUGUAAAGUGAUGCUCCUUGAUGGCACGGAAUACAGCUGUGACCUAGAGAAACGAGCUACAGGUCAAGUACUAUUUGACAAAGUAUGUGAACAACUCAAUUUACUGGAGAAGGACUAUUUCGGGCUUUUAUUUCAAGAAAACAGUGAUCAGAAGAGCUGGCUGGAUCCUUCAAAGGAAAUCAAGAAACAAGUUCGAAAUCUUCCCUGGAUAUUCACCUUUAAUGUGAAAUUUUAUCCUCCUGAUCCUUCACAACUGACUGAAGACAUCACCAGAUAUUUCCUGUGCCUUCAACUUCGACAGGAUAUUGCUUCUGGCCGCCUACCCUGUUCUUUUGUGACUCAUGCUCUCCUUGGUUCAUAUACACUGCAAGCUGAGCUAGGUGACUAUGACCCAGAGGAACACAGCAGUGAUUACAUCAGUGAAUUUCAGUUUGCACCCAAUCAAACUAAAGAGAUGGAAGAGAAAGUAAUAGAGCUGCACAAAACUCACAGGGGCUUGUCUCCAGCACAGGCUGAUUCUCAGUUCUUAGAAAAUGCAAAGAGACUUUCCAUGUAUGGUGUAGAUCUACAUCAUGCCAAGGAUUCAGAAGGUGUGGACAUCAAGCUGGGUGUAUGUGCUAAUGGGCUGCUUAUUUAUAAGGACAGACUCAGAAUUAAUCGAUUUGCUUGGCCUAAAAUCCUGAAAAUCUCCUACAAGCGCAGUAACUUCUACAUUAAAGUCAGGCCAGCAGAGCUGGAACAGUUUGAGAGCACCAUUGGGUUCAAACUGCCAAACCACCGGGCUGCUAAAAGGUUAUGGAAAGUGUGUGUGGAGCAUCAUACUUUCUACAGGCUUGUAUCACCAGAACAGCCACCAAAGGCUAAGUUCCUUACUUUGGGAUCUAAGUUCCGAUAUAGUGGCCGUACUCAAGCACAGACCCGACAGGCAAGCACCCUCAUAGACAGACCAGCUCCAUAUUUUGAGCGUACCUCCAGCAAACGGGUCUCAAGAAGUCUUGAUGGAGCACCCAUUGGUGUCAUUGACCAAAAGGAUUUCUCUGGCCCUGCUGGUGAUGUUUCUGUUUAUGGCCCUGGAGUUGCCAGCCAAGCCACAUUUCAAGAUGGAGAUGGCAAAAGGGAGGUCAGAAGCCCAACCAAAACUCCACAGUUACAGUUUACUACUGAAGGAAAGUUCAUUUCCAUAUACCCACCAUCACCACCCAUCCACUGUGUUUCACCUCGAUCUGCAAACCUAUUGCCAAUCCCUGAAAUGGAAGUGCUUUCCGACAUUUCAGAGGAAGACCUCUUUGGGGAGGUGGAUCAAACCACACUCGAGAGCUUGGAAUUCAAUUCUCUAAGUGAAACCUCGGGGCAUGGUGAUACUGAAGUAUCCCCCCUUGAUUCUAUCUUGGAUCUUCCCCUAUCCCCAGCUAAGCACUGCUGUUCUUCUCCAAUCCAUGGGAAAACUCUUAAAGGUGCUGACUACCAAGAUACUGAGUUUGGUUACUUUCCAUUCAAUUUCUGCAAAUGCUUUCCCUCUAACUUCCCUUCACUGCUUGAUGAAGAUGGGUACCUCACUUUCCCCAGCCUCCCCAAGGUUUGCGUCUCCUUCCUCCCUGCUGACCUACAGCAUUAUGUUCCUAUCACAUCGCCUUCAUUUAUUCCUUCUUUUCUCCUCAUCUUUGGGCUGCUGCUUUCUGCUUUCCAGUCCGUUCCUUUCUCACUCACCUUUUCCCUUCCUCUCGCUCUAUCUCUCUGCUACCUGGAGCCUAAGACAACUUCAUUAAACACCUCUUAUGACAAUGACCUGCAUGACAAAGCAGAGGAAGAGGAGGCGGGGACUGAAGAAGAGGAAACACAGUUGGAGGACCUGGAUAAGACCCAGGACGACAUACUGAAACAUCAGGCUAGCAUUAGUGAACUCAAGCGCCAUUUUAUGGAAUCCACACCUGAACCACGCCCCAAUGAGUGGGAAAAGCGGCGUAUCACACCUUUGUCCCAACAGACACAAGGGAGAAAAGAUCACCUUUUCAAAAUGGAUAUUUUGCCUGUGAAGGACAAGCAACAGAUCCCAGCAGCCCCGAUUGUUGAAGAAAAAGCUCAGGAGACAGACAAGAGCCUAGAAGAGGAGAUAACAUCAAUUUUAUUUAGUAAAGAGGGCUUUUCUGCUAGCAUGAAAGCCACCUUCACAUCAACCGGCAUUCGGACAGCAGAGGGCUCUGUUGUGAAUUAUAGUGUACCUUCUGAAAUGCUUUCUUCCUCGCCCUUCUCACAGUUGCUUGAGAAACGUGCUCCCACAGCAGAAGGGCCUUGUUCUGGAGCCAACGAUGCUGUUAAGAGUUCACAUGAGACUCUGAAUGUAGUGGAGGUGAAGAAGCAGGCAGAGUUUGGGAAAGAAGAGAGAGUAAUCACAGAAGGCGUGAACGGUAGAGACAAAGUACCACCCGGGAGUGAUCCUGGGGAGAUUCGUAAGGUGGAGCCCCUGACACACAAAGACUCCCCCUCCCUGUCUUCAGAGAGCAGCAGCAGCAGCAGUGAAAGUGAGGAAGAAGAUGUAGGAGAGUACCGACCCCAUCACCGGGUGACCGAGGGUACCAUCCGGGAAGAGCAGGAGGAAAACGAAGAAGAGGUGGAGGAGGAGAAGGAGGAACGGGCAUCAAAGGUAGUACAGUGUGUGGAAGCAGUGCCAGAAGCCAGCUCAGUAAAGCAAAUCACAGUAGAAACAGUGGUCCAGGAAAAUGUAGUUUCCCAAAAGGUCUCUGGAGAGAAGAGUUUAAAAGAAGGAGAUGAGCAAGACAUGAGAGAAGAAACUGAGGAAGAACAGCACAAAGUAAACGGAGAGGUGUCUCAUGUUGACAUUGAUGUUUUGCCAGAAAUAAUUUGUUGUUCAGAGCCACCAGUGGUAAAAACAGAGAUGGUAACUAUUUCUGAUGCUUCACAAAGAACAGAAAUCUCCACCAAGGAAGUCCCAAUUGUCCAAACAGAGACCAAAACCAUCACUUAUGAAUCUCCACAGAUUGAUGGUGGGGCUGGUGGUGACACUGGCACAUUAUUGACUGCACAGACCAUCACUUCUGAAUCUGUGUCUACAACCACAACCACACACAUCACCAAGACAGUAAAAGGCGGAGUAUCUGAAACAAGAAUUGAGAAACGAAUUGUCAUCACUGGAGAUGCCGAUAUUGAUCAUGACCAGGCAUUGGCACAGGCAAUUAAGGAAGCCAAAGAGCAGCACCCUGACAUGUCAGUCACAAGAGUGGUGGUGCAUAAAGAGACAGGAGUUGCAGAAGAAGAGGAAGAAUAAAUUAAGAAAUGCUCUUUUCAAAUUACAUUCAACUCUGUGAACAUGAAGAAUUCUGACCAUUCCUAGUCUUGAUGCCACACCACUACUCCAAUGAAUUUAUACCACAAGCGGUAACAAUGACCAGGCACCUGAAGAUUAAAAUGCCAACACCAAACCUUACCUUAACAUCUCUGGUCUAUACUGUUUCCUGACAUCUUAAUUAUUAUUCAUCUUUUUUUUUAUUUUGUAUAACCACUUCCUAAUAUUCUUAGUUUUUAUUUUUUUUAUUUUUAUUUUUCAAAGUUUAGGAUUUGUCUUUGACUUUGUGUACAACUACCUGCUAAUUAUGCCUGCUUUCUGAACAAAUGAUAGUGAACAAAGCCAGCCUCAGCUGUCAGGUGCUGUUCACUUGAACAGGUGCUGUUGUACAAAAAAAGGAAAAU
This is a messenger RNA of Dromiciops gliroides (monito del monte), 4498 nucleotides long. RefSeq names its product erythrocyte membrane protein band 4.1 like 2 (gene EPB41L2). NCBI's taxonomy places the organism in Eukaryota, Metazoa, Chordata, Mammalia, Microbiotheria, Microbiotheriidae. The record is from RefSeq and is a predicted model, not a curated record. Bases 153 to 4076 code for a protein of 1307 amino acids. Gene Ontology annotation, biological process: cortical actin cytoskeleton organization. Gene Ontology annotation, molecular function: actin binding; structural molecule activity. The transcript has 24 exons. Gene Ontology annotation, cellular component: plasma membrane; cytoskeleton.